AUGAAAGGGGCAAUUGAUGAGGGAAAGGAUAUAAGUCCAAUGUUUCCUAGGUUGCAUGUGAAGGAUGCAGAGAAAGGAGGACCAAAAGCACCUCCAAGAAAUAAGAUGGCUCUAUAUGAACAAUUUAGCAUUCCUUCGCAAAGUUUUACAGCGGGAGGACCAGGUUCAGGAUCCUUGUUUUCUCUCCCUUUAAGAAACUGCACAGUUCCUUCAUCAUCAAGCCAACUUGGUUAUAAUCAAAGCAUCAACUUCUGCAGCUCCAAAUCCAAUGCAAUUUCUAUUCUAUCUGAGAAGACUCAAGCCUAUAAUUCAAGAAAGAUUAACUUAACACAGUUGACAGUGAGUCAUGACUUAGAACACAUGAAACCUGCAAAACAAAUUACCAAAGUUCAGCAAGAUAAUUACAUCGAUAGUAGUAAGAGUUCUCUUAAAACACUUGAUGGUGAAGAUGCUUUUAUAACUCCCAGUUCUGUUCAUCUGAAAAGUUCAUUCUACGGUGGCAUCGUCCAAAAUGAAAAAGAUGAAGACAAACUUGGUCGCUGCAAUUUGAACUUUUCGUUUAAAAGUCUAAAUUCAUUUAGAAAGGUGAUGAAUUCAUCUGGAGCCAUAGAGCUGAAAUCAUCACAAUAUGGGAAGAACCAAAUGGAAGAGGAUAAAGAUGCGAGUCAAAUUGAUCGAAAGGCAAAGGAAAAACCUCCUCACUCAUUAAAUGGUUUUGAUGACACAACAAAUGAAUCGUCAAACUCAUCGGCUAAAUACACGAAUUCUAAAUCAAUGAAAGAAGAAACUAAAAAUAUUUCAGUAGAUAGCUUGAAAGCUUUGCAAGGUAGCAAUGGUCAUAGACAUGAAGAUCAUGCAGCUUUUGUAGACAAAAACAACUUCAGAGAUCAUUGCAUGGAGAAGCCAGCAAUAAGUGAUGUCCAAAAAUGUUCUGGCGAGUUAGAAAUCGGUAGAAGGUCUUUACAUGGAAAGAGAGAGAGGAGUAGAGACGAGGAGACUAGUAGAAAUUAUGAUGCCUUGAAUAAAUCAAGCUCAGAGUGUAGGUUUGGUCUGGAUAUCAUCCCUGACGAUGUCGUAGGACUAAUAGGUGAAAAGCAAUUUUGGAAAACAAGAAAAACUAUCAUCAAUCAACAGAGAAUCUUCUUCAUGCAAGUGUUUGAGUUACAUAGACUUGUAAAGGUCCAAAGAUUAAUUGCAGGAUCACCUAAUCUCUUGUUUGAAGACAACCUUGUACUUAAUAAACCACCAAUGAAAACAUCCUCCCCCGAGAAACUACAAUCUGACCUUAUCACUGAACAACCAUUGACCGUUUAUAAACAUGACAGCAAGUCCGAGAAAGCCUCUACUUCCGAGGAUGUUAAAAACAGUGCAGUUGGGAACAUUCCCUUUCCUUGUGUGAGCAACAUAAGCAAAGACCAUAAUCGGCUUUCAUAUUACGGCAAUCAACAUUUGGGAAAUCUUACACUAGUCUCUGCAGAUAAAAAUUCAAAUUCCAUUUCCCUAUCCAAACAAUCUUCAAGCAUUGUCUACCCAUCACCACCAAACCAAUGGUUAGUUCCUGUCAUGUCUCCAUCUGAAGGUCUUGUAUAUAAGCCAAUCAUUGGACCAUGCCCUCCAAAUGCCGGCGGCAUCAUGACACCACUUUACGGAGCUUGUGGUGCAUUGAGUUUGAAUCCAGGAACCAAAGAUGUUUUAGAUCCAUCUCUUACAAGUUUUCAUCAAAAGAUUGGAAUCCUUUCUGGUUCAUCGUUACCACAACUGUUACCACCAUGCGUUCCUUCGUUCAUGCAUAGAUCGAUAUCAGCUUCAUCUGUUGAACAAAUGGGACAAUCUAGUGGUCCUAAAAAUCAUCACUCAUAUGCAGAACUCAAUUCAGCAAUAUUGUACCAGAGUCCUUCAAACAUGUCUACUCAGAUAAGCCAAGUAAUGUCAAGAAAUAUUUCGACUUAUCAAUCAUUGGAAGAUAAUAAAGAGUUACAAGUAAGUACAGCCAGUAGUCCAUCCAAGAGAAUGAAAGGAGAUGAACUUCCUUUAUUUCCGCUGGCACCGACAUUUUGGUCAUCGCCAGAUCGCGACUCGCAUGUUGAGCAUCAGUCAAAAGUAAUCAAAGCUCUUCCUCAUAAUAAAAAAUCAGCAAGUGAGUCAGCAGCCAAGAUAUUCAUGUCAAUACAAGAUGAAAGGAAACUUUUGUAA
Messenger RNA from Lathyrus sativus (Indian pea), 2193 nucleotides. The record is from the annotation of a GenBank genome assembly. Lineage: Eukaryota; Viridiplantae; Streptophyta; Magnoliopsida; Fabales; Fabaceae.